AUUUCAGACAGAAAGGGAAGCCAGCGAUGUCGGGGAUGGAGAACAGCACAGCUGGGAAGGUCAUCACCUGCAAAGCCGCCGUGGCAUGGGGGCCGGGAGAACCGCUGGUGAUGGAGGAAAUCCUGGUGGAUCCGCCUCAGAAGAUGGAGGUCCGGAUUAAGGUCCUCUUCACUUCGAUUUGCCACACGGAUCUCAGCGCUUGGAAAGGCGAGAAUGAAUCCCAGAGAGCGUAUCCACGGAUCUUCGGCCACGAAGCGUCCGGGAUCGUGGAGAGCGUGGGGGAGGGAGUGAGGGACAUGAAGGAAGGAGACCACGUGAUCCCCAUCUUCAACGGGGAGUGCGGCGAGUGCUUGUACUGCAAGCGCGAGGGGACCAACAUGUGCAGAGACUACGGGGUGAACCCGAUGAAGAAGGUGAUGGUCAGCGACGGCGAGUCCAGGUUCCGGACCAAAGAGACGAGGCAGCCCAUCUUCCACUUCCUCAACACCUCCACCUUCACCGAGUUCACGGUGGUCGAGUCCUCCUGCGUUGUCAAAGUCGACCCAACUUUCCCCCUCCAGAAGAUGACCUUGCUCAGCUGUGGCGUCUCCACCGGUGUCGGAGCCGCAUGGAACACCGCCGACGUGAAGGCCGGGUCGAGCGUCGCCGUCUUCGGCUUGGGCGCCGUGGGUCUCGCGGUUGCAGCCGGAGCACGUGCCAGAGGAGCAUCGAAGAUAAUAGGCGUUGACAUCAACCCCGCUAAAUUCGCCAAAGCCCGAGCGCUGGGGAUCACCGAGUGCGUCAACCCCGACGAGCUUGAGACGGCGGCGCAUGAGGAGAUCACGAGGUUGACCGGAGGCGGCGUUGACUACAGCUUCGAGUGCGCCGGCAGCUUGACCGCCCUGCGCGAGGCCUUCCUCUCCACCCAAUUGGGUUGGGGGCUGACCGUGUUGUUGGGAGUCCAUCCGGGCCCGAACAUGCUGCCGCUGCAUCCGAUGGAGCUGUUCGCCGGAAAACAGAUCACCGGCUCGGUCUUCGGCGGCUUCAAAGGGAAGACCCAAAUCCCUCGUUUCGCCGAAGAAUGCAUGCACGGGGCGGUGAACUUGGACGAGUUCAUAACGCAUGAACUCCCGUUCGAGAAGAUCAACGAAGCGUUCCAGCUGCUCAAGGAAGGGAAGUCGUUGAGAUGCCUCAUGCACCUCUGAUUUCAUCCUCCUGUCCUCCCGCAUUGUGCAUCUACUUGAGAGAGUGGCAUGUAAUAAUCUCUUGAUUAAAGAGUGGUUUAAGGCGUG
Molecule: messenger RNA, 1271 nt
Organism: Rhodamnia argentea
Lineage: Eukaryota; Viridiplantae; Streptophyta; Magnoliopsida; Myrtales; Myrtaceae
Product: alcohol dehydrogenase-like 4
Exons: 10
Coding region: 27-1184 (385 amino acids)
Biological process (GO): formaldehyde catabolic process
Cellular component (GO): cytosol
Molecular function (GO): S-(hydroxymethyl)glutathione dehydrogenase [NAD(P)+] activity; zinc ion binding
Source: RefSeq, a predicted model, not a curated record